Molecule: messenger RNA, 2898 nt
Organism: Emiliania huxleyi CCMP1516
Lineage: Eukaryota; Haptophyta; Isochrysidales; Noelaerhabdaceae
Exons: 10
Coding region: 1-2898 (965 amino acids)
Cellular component (GO): intracellular anatomical structure
Molecular function (GO): RNA binding
Source: RefSeq, a predicted model, not a curated record
AUGCAGGUCUCUCUCGCGUCCGAGAACACGGCACUCGUCCUCGACUUGCUCUCCCAGCUCAAGCGCGGUGCUGCUCCCGUCGCCGCACCCACUCCGGCGCCAGCAGCAGCCAAGGAGCGGCCGCAUGACAAGGAGGCACGAGCGGCGUGGCGCGCUGAGAGGGCUGUGGAGGCGCAGGCAGCGGACCGGGCGGCGCGGCGAAAGGAGAAGGAGCACGCUGCGGCGCUCAAAGAGGCCUUUGCGGCGGACGCGGCGGCUGCCGCGGUGGUGCGGAGAGAGCAGCAGCCCAAGGAGGGCGGCAGUGUGCGCGUCACGAUCGGGUCGGCGGACAAGCCUUCGGAGCGGAAGCUGGUCGUGCUCGCUCGCUCGCCAGACCUCACCGAGCUGCUCAAGGCUGGCAAGGCAAAGCUGCGGCUGAAGAAGGCAGCCGGCGCGAGGCUCGCAGGCGAGGGCGGCCGCUGGGUGCGCUCGACGGCGGAGCUUGCCGACGGAGACAUCGUCCUGCUCACCACGGAGGCCGCGCCCGCCGAGGAGGAGCCGGGAGGCGGCGGCAACGGCGCAGAUGCGCCGGCGGCCAACCUCUCGCGAGCCUCCUCCUCCUCAGUGGCGGGCGAGAAGGGCGAUGAGGAGGAGGUCGCAGUGGAUGCCGCUCCAAAGGAGGCUGUGGGCGCCAUCUCCAGCCGGGGUGGCGCCGCGCUGCAGCAGCGAGGCUUGUGGUCGAGGCGAGUCGCAGAAGGUGUCGAGGGUGCGGGAGUAGGCGCGGCGGUGCUGGUUGGCGAGCCAGGGUGCGGCAAGUCGACGCAGCUGCCGCAGCUGCUGCUCGAGCGUCUGGCCGCCAUCGUGGUGACUCAGCCGCGGCGGGUCGCUGCAGUCGGGCUCGCGUGCCGCGUCGCCGCGGAGAGAGGCGAGCCCGUCGGGCUGACUUGCGGCUACGCGGUGCGGGGCGAGGUCAAGGCCGGCCCGCACACUCGCAUCCUCUACUGCACAGUCGGCUGGCUGCUGAGGCAGCAUCCCGAUGCCACGCAGCUCGAGGGCGUGCUCUCCCGGCGCGGCGAGGGGUGGGCCCGCCUCAGCCGCCUCUCGCACGUCAUCGUCGACGAGGCGCACUACUUCUUAGCACUAGCGCACGAGCGGUCUCUGCUCUCCGACUUCCUGCUCGCCGCCUUGCGCUCCGCUCUACUCGAGGAGGAGGGGAUGGAGGAGGGGGAGGACGGCGGCGGGGAGUGUGUUCGCAGCCUCCCCAAGCUGGUCGCUAUGUCGGCGACUAUCGACGCCGCUAGCUUCGCCGCCUACCUCGCCGAUGGCGAGGGCGACGCUCCUGUGGUCCGUGUGCCGGGUCGGCUCUUUCCCGUGCGCUGCUUGCAUCUCGAGGAGGUGCUCGCCGAGACGCGGUUCGGUCGCGGCGCGGCUCGAGGCGGGCGCGACGGCAUGCCGGCCGAGGUGGACUGGGCGCUGCUCACGCAUUUGGUGGAGCACAUCGCGACGGCGGGCGAGCCCGGAGCCAUCCUCGUCUUCCUCUCGGGCGCGCGCGAGAUCGAGCGCUGCUGCUCGGCGCUGCGAUCCCGCCCGUCCUUGCGCGGCGCGUGGGUCCGUCCGUUGCACGGCUCGCUCUCUCCCGCAGAGCAGCGGCGCGCGUUCGAGGUGCCUCCGCCUCCGACGCGCAAGGUGGUGGUGAGCACUAAUGUCGCCGAGACCUCCGUCACCAUCGGCGACGUGGUGACGCGCUACAGCGAGGCGACCCGCAUCGGCUCGCUUCGCGACGAGCCCAUCUCGCUCGCGAGCGCCGAGCAGCGACGCGGCCGCGCCGGCCGCGUCGCUCCCGGCCAUUGCUACAGGCUGUGGGCGGUAUCGGCGCCGCUCUCGCCGGAGCAGCCGCCGGAGAUGCUCCGAACGCCGUGCGACGAGGUGCUGCUCGCCGCGCUGCUCGAGCGGCAAGCAGUCGAGCGGGUCGAGGCGGCGCGCGCCCUUCCUCCGGCGGGAGGGCGCUUGCCCGCCGCCGGCGGCGUGACGUACCGAUGCACGCCCCUCGGCGGCCACCUCUCCUCCUUGCCGCUCGACACGCGGCUGGGAAAGAUGCUGCUGCUCGCCGCCCUCACUCGCUGCCUCGACCCGCUGCUGACCGCCGCCGCCGCCCUCUCGCUCGGCGCGUCGGUCUUCUCCGCCCCGCGCGACAGGCAGCAGGAGGCCUCGUUCCUGCAGCGAGAGGCGUACGGCCAGACCCGCUCGGACCAGCUCGCCGCCGCCGCGGCGUAUAGAGGCUGGAGCGAGGCUACUGCGAGGCCCGCUACCUCAACGCACGCGCGCUGCGCGCGUUUCGUGAAGGCGCCGACCGCGGAGGGCAUCGCCGAGGCGUCAACCUUUGCGGGCGACGAUGCGCUGCUGCGGGGCGUCCUCUGCGCCGCGCUCUACCCAAACGUGGCCGCCGCGACGCGGACGGCGCCGGGCUCGCGCGCGGCGCAGCGGACGCCGUAUGAGAAGGUGACGCUGCCGGGCGGCCACCGCUCGGGCGGCGAUGCGCAGGUGUGGAUCCAUCCUUCGUCGAUCAACGCGCGCCCUGAGCGGGCUGAGUCGGGCUUGUACGUCUAUCUCGACAAGGUGGAGACGUCGCGCUUGUUCCUGCGCGAGACGACCCGCGUCUCGGCUGCGGCGCUGCUGCUCUUUGGCGCCACGCCCGCCGAGCUCGACGUCGAGCGCGUGAAGACGUGCGGCCGCGUCGAGCUCGCGGGGGGCGUGCGCGUGCGCGCGUCGCCGCAGACAGUCCUGCUCUUCAAGCUGCUGCGGCGAGAGCUCGACGCGCUGCUCACGCGCAAGGCGCGCGCCCCCGACGCGUGGCCGGAGGAGGAGCCGCAGGGAGAGGUGGUGCUGAGUACCGUGCGGGCGGUGGUGGCGGGGUGUUGA